AUGCCUGUAAAUCCCUCAAUGUUGAAGAAGGAGAAUUACCAUCGUGAAACAUACCGAAAUAUUUUCGAUAUGUUUGAUAGCGAUAUGGAUGGUUUAUUGGAUGAACAAGACUUGCUUCAGGUAUUUUCAAAGUUAGGAAAAACAGAAACAACCAAGAAGGAUAUUAGUGAUCUCAUUAACGAUCUGAAUGCUUCAUCAAAGAGUGAUCAAGGUGCAGGGAUAACAUUUGAUCAGUUCGUAGAGUUAGUCGGAGAGAAUGAUGAGGAAGAGAAGGGGAGAAAAAUUCUCUCGUUUCUCACCUCAAAACGAUCAAAGAAAGUAGCCGGUAUUCAUACCGAACAAGAUUUGAAGGAUGCCUUCAAUUUAAUCGAUGAAGACCACGAUGGAGCAAUAACGAAACAGGAAUUUAAAAACAUGGUGAUCAAGCUUCAAAAUCUUGGUUCUAAUGCAUCAGUAACUUCUCCAAGCGCUUCCAUGACCAUUUCAGAUGCUGAAAUCGACUACCUCUUCAGCAUAGUAGAGUCUAAAGACAGCUUAAACUUUGAUCAAUUUGUCACUUUAUUCACAAAGACAAUGAUUUAA
This is a messenger RNA of Naegleria fowleri, 582 nucleotides long. RefSeq lists its product as uncharacterized. The transcript has a single exon. Gene Ontology annotation, molecular function: calcium ion binding; myosin heavy chain binding. NCBI's taxonomy places the organism in Eukaryota, Heterolobosea, Eutetramitea, Acrasida, Naegleriidae. Bases 1 to 582 code for a protein of 193 amino acids. Gene Ontology annotation, cellular component: cytoplasm; myosin II complex. The record is from RefSeq and is a predicted model, not a curated record.